Messenger RNA from Culicoides brevitarsis, 939 nucleotides. Its product is annotated as SAP30-binding protein. The coding region runs from base 51 to 911 and encodes 286 amino acids. Lineage: Eukaryota; Metazoa; Arthropoda; Insecta; Diptera; Ceratopogonidae. The record is from RefSeq and is a predicted model, not a curated record. Gene Ontology annotation, biological process: regulation of DNA-templated transcription. The transcript has 2 exons. Gene Ontology annotation, cellular component: nucleus.
CAAAACACUGAAAACGAUCAUUUUCCUGAUUUCCUCGUUUUUAUCUGAAAAUGGAGAACAGCAACUCAGCUCUUGCAUCGCUAACAGCUACUUAUACAGAUUCCGAAGGCGAAGCUGAUGAUAACAAAUACGACGACGAUGUUAUCGAAAGUCGAUCUGACUCACAUUCAACGCCAGCAAGUCCUGCAGCUUCAACAUCCACACAAUCCCCAAAAUCGACAGAACCAACGAGCAAAAAGAAAAAAAAGACAGCUUUACGUCUCGUGAGUUACAACGACGAGAAUGAUGAUGAAAUGAUGUCUCCGGAGCACGAUGAAGACGAAGAAGAGUCUGAAGAUGAGCAAGAAGAAGUCGCUAUGGAUCAACAGGAGAACGAGAAACCCGCCGAAGAGACAGAACUCGAAACACAACACGUUGAUCUCGCAAAACUCUAUGGGUUUUCAUUGCCGCCCGAACCAAAAGCAAAAUGUCCCGCUGAACUUCAGGAAAAAAUCGCAAAAAGUUAUGAAAAAAUGAAAACGAAUAAUUUGGACAUGAAUAAAAUCAUCCAAGAACGUAAAGAAUUCCGAAAUCCAAGUAUUUACGAGAAACUCAUUUCCUUUUGUGACAUUAACGAGUUGGGAACGAAUUAUCCGCCGGAAAUUUAUGAUCCCUCGCAUUUCGGCAAGGAGUCGUAUUACGAGGAAUUAGCACGGAUACAAAAAUUGGAGAUGGAUAAGUUGGAAAAACAGAAAAAGGAACAAGUUACGAUCGUGACGGGAAGCAAAAAGCCCACAGAAGUCGAAAAGAGAAAGUCAAAAUGGGAUCAACCUGCUCCCAAUGUACAAGUGAAGCCUGUUCCAACGCAAACGGGGACAAAAACAACGGUGUUGAAUGCAUUUGGAUCGCUGUCGAAGAAACCAAAAGUGUAAAAAUAAAGUUUUUAUUUGUUAUUUUAAU